Acanthocheilonema viteae is the source of this 909-nucleotide messenger RNA. The record is from the annotation of a GenBank genome assembly. NCBI's taxonomy places the organism in Eukaryota, Metazoa, Nematoda, Chromadorea, Rhabditida, Onchocercidae.
AUGAGAAUAGUAUCCGUCUUACUGUAUACUUUAAUGUACAGUAGUAGCACACGUAAGGAUACAUCGGCACAACAGCGAAAAGCGUUUGUCAAUCCACAAAGUGAAUGUCGCAUUAAAUGUCUCAAUGGUGGAUUUUGCGCAUACUUAGUUGAUAAUCCGUCGAUACAUACGUGUCUUUGUUUACUUAACGUUUAUUACGGUGAUCGAUGUCAGUAUGCUGUUGCUGAAACGACAACGUUAGCAACCGUUUCUACCGAACGUCCGUUUUCGCAUCAUUCCGGACGAGAACAGCUCGAAAUUGAACAUCGAAGACACGAGCCACCGAUUCAAUCAGGAAAAUUUUCCGAUGAUGAAAGCACCAGAUAUGAUGAAAUAUCUCAAUUCGGACACACGAAAGUAUAUCAAGUAAAAGAAGCGAAAAGCGUUACAUCAACUGAAGAAAUGGAAAUGGAUGACUAUACGGAAGGUUGGGAUACGACAACCGGUAACGAUGACGAAUAUUCCUACGAUGAUCGAGCUACCGAUCCAUUAGAUACCGUAAGAAGUGAAUCAUCGAUGCCGGUAUGGCUGCAGGAAUCGGAUGAUUACCGUGCGGUGACAGGACAGAGAAAUCCACAACGAAUUUAUUUGAAUAAAAAGAAAACAGAUCAAAUGGUAACGCGUCUGAAUAAAGAUAAACGAAUGAAGACUGAUGAAGAAACGUUAGCGCAAUGGACAAUCGAAAACGAUAAUUCUGACAGUCAAGAAUUAAUGACGGAAUCAGAAUCCAUGGACAGUGGUUGGAUGAUAAGCAAACGACGGCGCGUUAUCACCAGUGGUACUGCUGUUGUCACCAAUAACCUGUUGCAAUCAACGUUCUCCUUCAUUUUCCUUAUUAUGCCUCUGUUAAGGUGGUUGCAAUUUGUCUAA